Molecule: messenger RNA, 6585 nt
Organism: Myiozetetes cayanensis
Lineage: Eukaryota; Metazoa; Chordata; Aves; Passeriformes; Tyrannidae
Gene: TACR1
Product: tachykinin receptor 1
Exons: 5
Coding region: 1094-2329 (411 amino acids)
Biological process (GO): positive regulation of flagellated sperm motility; G protein-coupled receptor signaling pathway
Cellular component (GO): plasma membrane; sperm midpiece
Molecular function (GO): substance P receptor activity
Source: RefSeq, a predicted model, not a curated record
CGGCUCCAUCCCGAAACGAGGGGGAUCCGCAUCCCGAACCGGCUCCAUCCCGAGCCACGGAGGAUCUGCAUCCCAAAACGAGGAGGAUCCGUAUCCCGAACCGGCUGCAUCCCGCACCGAGGGGAACCCGCAUCCUACGCCGGUCCCGAGCCAGGAGGCACUUGCAUCCCGCAUCCUGCUCCGCUCCUGAAGCGGGGGGACCCGAAUCCUGAACCGGCUGCAUCCCGGACCGAGGGGAACCCGCACCCUGCUCCGGUCCGGAGCCGCAAGGUACCUGCUUCCAGAAUCCCGGUCUGGUCCUGAACGGGCAGGGACUCCCCUCGUGCUCUGGUCCUGAACCGGGAGGGACCCGCGUCUUGCUCCGGUGGGAGGGAUCGGGAUCCCUGAAUGCCCUGAAUCGGGAGGAAUCUGCACCCCGGUGAAGCUGCAGCCGAGCCCGGGGGGACCCGCACCCCAAACCAGCUGUGCCCGAAUUGGGGGAGACCCGCACCCCAAACCAGUGAAGCCCUGACAUGGCCGGGCACCCCGUUCCAGCUGCACCCGGAGGCAGGAGGGAGCACCCGAAAGGGGCUGCACCCUGAACCAGAAAGGACCUGUGCCCUGGACCAGCCCUGCACCCCAAACUGGCUGCACCCUGAACCAGGAGGGACCUGCACUCCAGACCAGGUGUCUGCCCCAAACUUGUUGGCCCCUGACCCUGCUGUGCCCUCAACCAGGAGGGAACUGCACCCCAACCCUUCUGUGCCCUAAACCAGGAGGGAACUGCACCCCAAAACAUCUCUGCACCUUAAGCUGGAGAGAUCUGCAUCCCAAAACAUCUGUGUGUCCUGAACCAGGAGGGAUCUGGACCCUGACCCUGCUGUGCCCUGAACCAGGAGGGAUUUGGCACCCCAAAGCAUCUGUGGACUCUAAGCUGGAAGGGAUCUGCAUCCCAAAACAUCUGUGUGCCCUAAACCAGGAGGGAAUUGCACCCCAAUCCUACUGUGCCCUAAACCAGGAGGGACCUGCACCCCAAAGCAUCCCUGUGCCAUAAACCAGGAGGGAGCUGCCCCCCACACCACCCGCGUGCCGGGUCCGGCUCUGUGGGGCCACGAUGGACGACUCUCUGCCCGUGGAAGCGGAGCUGGAGCAGCAGUGGUUGUCCAACAGCUCCCUGAACGAGUCCCUGUCCAACCAGUUCGUGCAGCCCCCGUGGCAGGUGGCCCUGUGGGCCGUGGCCUACGCCCUGAUCGUGGUGGUGGCGGUGGUGGGCAACGUGGUGGUGAUGUGGAUCAUCCUGGCCCACAAGCGCAUGAGGACGGUCACCAACUACUUCCUGGUGAACCUGGCGUUUGCCGAGGCCUCCAUGGCCGCCUUCAACACCGUGGUGAACUUCACCUACGCCAUCCACAACGAGUGGUACUACGGGCUCUUCUACUGCCGCUUCCACAACUUCUUCCCCAUCGCUGCCGUCUUCGCCAGCAUCUACUCCAUGACGGCCAUCGCCCUGGACAGGUACAUGGCCAUCAUCCACCCCCUGCGGCCUCGGCUCUCGGCCCAGGCCACCAAGGUGGUGAUCGGGCUCAUCUGGCUGCUGGCAUUCCUGCUGGCAUUCCCACAGGGAUAUUAUUCCGUCAUGGCAGAGCUCCCGGGACGGUUGGUGUGCCUGGUGGAGUGGCCUGAGCCUGGCACACACCUGUAUGGAAAAACGUACCACUUCUGCAUGACCAUCCUGAUCUACUUCCUGCCCCUGCUGGUCAUAGGCUGUGCCUACACCGUGGUGGGACUCACCCUCUGGGCCAGCGAGAUCCCCGGGGACUCCUCCGACCGCUACCACGAGCAGGUCUCGGCCAAGCGGAAGGUGGUGAAGAUGAUGAUCAUCGUGGUGUGCACCUUCGCGCUCUGCUGGCUGCCCUACCACAUCUACUUCACCCUGCAGUACUUCCACCCAGAGUGGUACUUCCAGAAGUUCAUCCAGCAGGUCUACCUGGCCAUCAUGUGGCUGGCCAUGAGCUCCACCAUGUACAACCCCAUCAUCUACUGCUGCCUCAACGACAGGUUCCGCGUGGGCUUCAAACACGCCUUCCGCUGGUGCCCCCUGGUCAGCGCGGGCGAGUACGAGGGGCUGGAGCUGAAGUCAGCCCGGUACCUGCAGACCCAGAGCAGCGUCUACAAGGCCAGCAGGAUGGAGACCACCGUGUCCCUGGCCGUGGGGGCGGCGGAGGAGGAGCUGGAGGAGCCCUGCAGGGCCAAGCGCCUCUCCAUAGACGGCACCUCCAACGGCUCCUCCCGCAGCGACUCCAAAACCGUCUCCGAGAGCUUCAGCUUCUACUCCAACACCCUCACCUGAGGGGCUCCCCGGCUCCUACAGCUGCUCCUGAGGUGCCACCAACCCCCCCUGCCCUCGCUGGGACGCUCCAGGGCUCCUCUCCGUGGCCCUGGUUUGUGAUGUGCUGGUGUUUUCUGUGAUGUUUCGUCGUCUCCCACUCGCUCGCCGUCCCCGGGCGAGCCCAGCGGGGGAAGCUUUGGAUUAGUCCCGUGUGUUCCGUGUGGAGAGGCUGCAGGAAUGGGACAGAGCCGGCUUUUCCUCCAAACCUGUGAUUGCAGCUUGGCAGGAGCUUCCCCUGUUCUCAGCAAGGGUCUCCCAGUGUCCCUCUGGAAAAUGAGCCUGCCCUGCGCUUUGCCCCUUCCCGCCUUUCAUUUCGUUCUCCCUGUCACUCCCCAGUUGGAUAUCCGGGGGGAUAUUUAGUCCCAAAAUCCAGGAGAAAUGUUGCUCUCGACAUCAGGAGCCUGGACACCCAUUGGGAAUCACCAACCAGCUGGAGCUUCAGUCGGAUCCAGGAUUUUCCACGUGGUCUUGGCUCUUCUCCAGCACCCUCAUGGAUGGUCUUCCCGCUGCCUCUCCAACCACAGCUCACCCAGCAGGGCUCUCCCAAAGGAUUCCUGACCUAAGCCAGGCUUUGGUUGCUCUUAAUCAACCACAUGUGCCAAAAAAAACGAUCACUGUGACUUCCUAGAAAGCCCAAGGCGACGCUCCUUGGACAGAUCCUGGAAUCCUGUGGAGCUCUGGAAAAGGAGAGGCCACACUGAAAUGUUUUUUCACACCCUGGAAACAGAUCCCGCCACAAGAACGAGGUUUGAAGGGAGGUGAAGAAUUUUGCAGCCUCUUUUUAUUCAGAGGAGGGUGAAAUGAUUCGCUUCCCCCUUCUGGAUUUCAUUUAAUCAGGGAAUUUGGUUUGUGGUUUGUUGUUUUUUUUUUUUCCUGUUGCAGAAAACAUGAAGUUUAUGAUGUGUGCAUGGAUAUAUGGAGUAUUUUAGUCCUGCUCAGAUGGAUAAUUUUCCCCUGGGGCUGCUCAAGGGCUCCUUUGGUCAUCAAAUGAAUGAACAAACCCUCAGAGAGGGGAGAAAAAAGCAAAUAAAAUGAGACGUGGACAAAUGCGGCUUGUUGGGGACAAACCCACAAGUCUGGGGGUGAUCUGGGGGUAAUUUGCUCCUGGUUGAUGGUCCAAUCCCUCAUUUUUGGUGUAAAAAUCAGGCUCCUCAAUGGAUUCACUGAAGGAAUGAGAGAUGAACAGUGGAGAGACACCCAGGGCAAGGAAAGGUUAUUUUCGAGCAGCUGAACAUCAGACCCUGCUGAGCACCCAGAGGUCCCUGGGAGUAAAAAAAGGAAUGACUUUGGGGGCUUUUCAGCUCCUCAGGCUCCAAACUGGCUGUUGGAAGAGGCAGUCCUGGAUAAAUCCCAGCCAGGAGCAACAAAAGGGGAUUGACAGGAAUGAUCCUUCUUUUUACCCCAAGUCCUGCCAAGUGCCCUUAGAGGAAGAGCCCUUCCCCCCUCUUCCCAACCACAGCCUGCUCCUGGAAUACACUUUCCCUCCUUAAAUUCUUAAUUCUUGUCGCCUUAAGACACAUUCCCGUGUCUCUGCCUCCCAAAAUCCGGGAUCCUGGAGCAGGGGAAUGGCAGGACCCCACCUGGGGGGUUUUCCAUAACUCCACCAGUCCCAGGAGCGGCAGUUGAAGCUUCCAAGGGUUUUAACUCCAGGGAUGGACAAGGAAACCUUUCCCAUCCACUCCACAGGAGCCAAUACACGAGAAGGUGCUACAAGCCAGAGCCAAAAUCUGUUUUAUUUCCAGCUGCCAACCCAAAUUCACAGUUUAAUGACACCAAAUAUCUCCACAUGGUCCAGAAAGGGGAAUAAAGCAAGUGGAGAUCGGCUCAACCCCCUCAAGAGAGUUUGUGUUGGAUUUUGAGCCUCCAGAAGUCCGAAUUUAUAGAAAAAACCCAUAAAUAUCUCUCUGUAUGUGUAUAUUUAGAUAUUUAUAACCACCCUGCCCUUUUGGCCUCCGUGUUUUACGCCCCAAGGAUGAUUUCUGAGAUGAUCAGGAGAUGACAAGUGUCCUCUCACAGGCAAGGCUCAGCCUGAGACGUGGGACAACCCCAGGGAGCGAGGGGAAGAUUCGAUUCAAACAGACAAUUCACAGCCUGAAAUCCCUCCUGGGCACCUUGUACCCCUUGAAAUACAGCGGGAAAAAUUCCCACCUGUUGUAAAUAGCGUUGAUGGUCCCAGUGGAGCCUGACCAGGAUGAUGGGAAUGUGGCAGGGAGCGCCCAAGAGCUGGAGAUCCAAAAUCUUUGGUAGGAAAACCAAAAUGUUGUGUGGAAAUGGGUACAACACCCAAACCUGAGUCUUCCUUUCCCCCCUCCAAUGCCAAGUUGUUUGCUGGUGGAGGCAGGAACAGGGACAAGGAUCACUUUUGGGAUCUUGGCCAUCCCAAGGCAGGAUGUUUGGUCCAUGUCCACUCGUGUGACAAACAUGGAAUGGUUUGGGUUGGAAGGGACCUCAAAGUCCAUCCCAUUCCACCCCCUGCCAUGGGCAGGGACACCUUCCACCAGCCCAGGUUGCUCCAACCUGGCCUUGGACACUCCCAGGGAUCCAGGGGCAGCCACAGCUUCUCUGGAAAUUCCAUCCCAGCCCCUCAACUCCCUCACAGCCAAAAAUCCCAAUAUCCCAUCUGUUCCUGCCCUCUGACAGUGGGAAGCCAUUCCCUGUGUCCUGUCCCUCCAUCCCUUGUCCCCAGUCCCUCUCCAGCUCUCCUGGAGCCCCUUUAGGCCCUGGAAGGGGCUUUCAAAUCUCUCUGAAUCCUUCUCUCCUCCCCAGCUCUCCCAGCCUGGCUCCAACCCUUGGAACAUCCCCAGGCAAUGUUUUCACCACCCUUGGGAUGUUCUGUGCAUGAAAAAAAAAAAAACCAACAAACAAACCCACAGAAAAGUCUUUUGAAGACUGAAAAGCCUGAACCAAGAUACCCCUUCCCAGACUUUGGGAUGGGACAUCCAAACCCACCUCUCUAAACCCCAAAUCCCAGCCUAAAGCCACCUAAGUCACUGAUUACAAACUCAGCUUUGCACCCUGGAAUUGCUCUUCCCACUCAUCAGCAACACAGAGCAGUAAAUGCCCAUCCCCAGCUCCAAACCACAACAUUCCCAGCCCAUUUCAGGUGCAACCUUUUACCCCCCACCAGCAGAACCCAACCCACAGCCCGUCGUGGGUGUUUUGUCAGAGAAAUCCGGGCAGCUUCGGGAGUGGAAGCCGAGCACGUGAUUCCCAUUGUUUGGAAUUUGGAUUCCCAUUGUUUGGAAUUCCUCACGGGAUUGCCGGUGGACACAGAAUAAAACAAACAACCUGCCCCACCCGCCUCUUCUCUUGAUUGUUAUUUUUAUUUUGCUGCCCCUCCCCGUCUGCCCGCGGGGGUGGGAGAGGAGUAUCCGUUGUUUACCGAGCUUUUCCCCAGGGAUGUCCUGGAUUUGGGGUGGGUUUAUCUCGCUGUGUCCUUGCCAGAGCCCUCCUGGGUGAGGUCACACAACCCCAAAGCCCAGCCCAGGAGCCCCUGGAGUUUAUUUCUUAUUAAAAUAAUAAUAAUAAUAAUAAUUAUUUAAAUAAACCCGACCUUUCAGCCUUCAGGAAUUGACCCAAAGUGGUUGCUUCAUUCUGGGGUUUGUCAUAAAUCUCCCAUCCUGGCCCACCCCAAAAAAAACCUGUUUCCAGCUGAAUAAUUAAUCCAGUCCUAAUAAUGCAAAUAGACCCUUUUGCUGUGGUUUAUCCACCCCAAAUCCCACCUCUGCUGGAAGAGAAAUCACAGUCAUGGAUUAAACUGUCCAGGAGAGGGACAGGGAGACCCCAGGGCAGCUGAGCAGGAGGGACCACUCUGGGAUGUCUCUGCCUUUCAAAUUUCCAUCCCAAAAGGGACUCUUGAUCCUGUGCAACUUCAAAUUUCCAUCCCAAAAGAGGUUCUGAUCCUGUGCAACUUCAAAUUUCCAUCUCCAAAGGGAUCCUGGGCCUGUGCAACUUCAAACUUCCACCCCAAAAGAGAUCCUAACCCUGUGCAACCUCAAAUAUCCAUCCCAAAACAAGUCCUAAUCCUGUGCAACUUCAAAUGUCCAUCCCCAAAGGGCUCCUGAUCCUAUGAAGUGAUCCAGGAGGGUUGUGAGAGGACGGGAUGGGAUGUGGAGUCCCUCAGGAGGUUGGAAUUUGCUGUGUGGGGGCCUCUGGAAGGAGGUUUUGGGGGAAAGUUCUGCCCAUUGCAGCAUCUCCACGGGAGGAAAAUGUCCCCA